UAUAAAAGGAAGGUUACCUGGCUUAGUUCUGUACCCGGAUUCGUACCACCCGUUGCUCUUUAUGAAUAUUCUGGUGAUGCUCCUAAGGAUUUGAGGGAAUCGCUUCCUUCAUGCUCAGCUGAGAUUUAUGACAAAAUAUUUUGCAGUAGAACUGAGGAUGUUACUGGUGAAGCUAAUGUAGACUGUUUGUCUUUGGUCAUCAAUGAGUAUCCUCACCUGAGAAAAGCUGUUGGAGGCCACACACUACCUUAUGUACCUGAAAAAUGCCUUAACAUGGAUGUGAUGCUGAAGAGUGUGAAGAAUAUAACAAAAACUGGAAAUGUGCUGAAGCAAAUUCCUGAUGGACUGAAAGAGAAUGAGUUCUUUAUAGUAGAUGCUGAGAUGUUUUUGCAUAAGCAGAAUAUAGAAAGAUGUAAUACGUGGAAUGAUGACUCAGGCCCUUGGGACUAUGAGAAUAGUGUCUUUGAGAACUGCCUUUACUCAUGUGACCUCAAGGAAUCAUUCAGGGGUGUAGAAAUGAAAGAAGGUUUGUAUUGUGCUGUGCAGUGUAAAGAUGUAUAUCUACCACUUGUUCCGCAACCAAACUUAGAUGAUAUUAUCAGUGUUCAGAGGUAUGAUGUCUGUCAUAAGUACUCAACAAGCUACAAGAGAAGAAUUACUAUAUUCAAAAAUAUGGAAGAAGGAGGACCCUGCACUGCAUUUGUUGAAUAUCAUGGAACUGCUCCAGAAAAACUGAAACAUGAAUUGAAUAGCAAGUCACAUACUGUCUGUGAUAAGAAAUGUGCAGAAUUUUCUUUGGAAAACAUCAGCACUUCAAAAACUGAGAACACCUUGUCUGCAGUGGCUGUGUCGUGUGCAGGGUCCCUUGAAAAUGAAGGUUUAGAAGCAGACACCUACAGCAGAUUUCUACCUUUAAAUUUAAUACUUAAAAAAUUAAGAGAUUCAUCAUCUACCGAGAAUGUAUAUGCACAAGUCCCAGCAGGCUUAAAAGAGAAUCAGCAUUAUAUUGUGAAAAACAAUAUAAAUGUGCAAAGACAUCAUAAAGGUAGGAAAUGUACCUUUUGGGAUGAUAGCGGACCAUGGGUUUCACAGGUCACAACAACAGUUUCUUACUUUCUUGAAAAUGAUAAGAUAAUAAAAAAAAUUGUGGAGCAUAAUGAAGUGUACUGUACUGAACAUAAAGUCGAUGGUGAAAAAAUAUUUAUUCCUCUCGUUCCUCAACCAAAUCCGAAUCGUAUCAUUGUGUGCCACAGAAAUUCUGCAAGACAUAAAAACUCUGUUAGUUACAGAAGAAGAAUAACAUGGCUUGAGGAUGGAAGUGAUCACCUUCCAUGCUUGGCCUUUUAUGAAUACUGUGGUUGUGCUCCAGAUUGUUUAAGAUUCAGUUUUGCAAACAAGGUUGAUGGCAGUGUACAGAAAAGUUAUAUAACAGAAGAAAAUACAAGUCCAUAUUGCUGGAAUAAGUGUGCAAAUGGUGGAUACAUGUUGACUCAUCCAGGUGGAAAAUUCUUGGAUUUGUAUGAAAUUAUCAGUGCUUUACAGAUGAUGGGCAUGGAGGACAAACCUCUUAUUACAGUUCCUUAUGGCUUGAAAGAGAACCAGUUUUUCAUUGUGUGUAACAAAGAGAAUAUUGAACGACAAAAAUUGGGAAAGAAAAAUGUCUUUUGGGAUGAUUGUGGUGCGUGGAAUUCAAACUGCACCAAAACAAGUACAGAACGAUAUUUAUGUGGCCCAAAUCAAAAGCUGACACGCAUUGUAGAUGUCCAGGGAGAAAUUUGUAUUGAACGAACCAGAGAAGGAAAUCGUUUGUUUAUACCGCUGUAUCCACAGCCAGAACCAAGUACAGUUAUUGUGAUACACAGAAAUACUUCAAAACAUUCAUUGUCUGAGACAUACCAAAGAAAGGUAACUUGGCUAGAAAACAAUGCAAAUGAGUUUCCUGAAGUAGCUUGUUAUGAAUACUUAGGGGUAUUUCCUGGUCAUCAUCCUCAUAGACGUUGUAAAAAGAAAAUCAAGAAUUAUGUAAGGAUGAAAAGGAGUUUUACUGAAGAGGGCGAAUCUGCUCUUUGCCAGACUUUAGGUGGUCCAUAUGAGGAAGCAGAUGGAUUUGGUAUUGAUAACCUUAAUGUCAGUUCUUUUAAAAAGUUAAAAAAUUUACAGAAUGAAAAAAAAGUGUAUUCUAAAGAUUCAGAUAAUGGUGAAAAGAAUGGACCCAAAGAGUUUAGUCACCAUAUUGCAGGCAUGGUUCAUAGUCAUCCCUUCGUCCAAGUGGUAACGUCAUCUAAAGGUAAACAGGAGUCAGUUAUUAUGUAUAUAGAAAAUCAAUUACUAGACUUGAAGAGAUUUUGUUGCCACUCAGGAAUGAAUGAAACAGGCAUACUUAGUUUCUCAAGUAUUCAGGACUCUUGUGGAUUAACUUUGACUUAUAGCAUUUUUAAAAAUCUCUCUGUAUUCCGAAAUAAUUCAAGGCAAAAUCCCCUGUUUCCUGGACCAUUAUUACUUCAUGAAAAAUUGGAUUGCACAUCAUAUACAACUUUUUUCAUGCAUCUAGCAUUGCAGCUAGGUAAAAGCUCUAGAGUGAUUAUUAUAUCUGAAGAGAAGGAAAUGCAGGAAGCUUUUGCUCAAGCCUUUCCUUGUGGCAUAAGUUUGUCUUCAAUUCAUUACUUGCAGAAAGAAUUUUUAACAUUCCUCAAGGAACAAAAACUUGUGCAGCCAGAGAAAAGGAACCUUCUCAGGGCAUUAGUGUUUGGAGAAGAAGGAAUUGUUAGUGCAAAGGACGUUACCACCUUUUCUGAACGUGUGGAGAGGGCACAAACCAUGUGUGAUAGAGUAUCAACAAAUGUUGGCAUUUAUUUCAGAGUGAACAUAGUUCCACAUCUCAAGAACAAUUUUGAAAUGAUGGUGGAGUUUAAUAUUUCAUUGGCAGCACUGAAAUGGUCAGGCAUAAGCUGCAAUACUUUUAAAAACAGACUAAAAUAGACAAAUUACUUGAAGAAGAAAAACAUAUUGAACUAGUCAUCGAAGAGCUUUACAAGAUUGUAAGUGUGAUUUAUCGUGAUUUACAGUGUUCCCUGUAUGGACGAGGGAAAUUUAGUUUAUGCCAUGAGUACAGAAAAUUCUUGAGAACUGCUAAUGCAUGGAAUCAAAUAGAUGAGGAGGCUAGAGUCAAGCAUUUUUGUGAUUUUAUGGUUACACCUAAGCAAAAAAGAGGGAAAAAUGCUAUUUCAGAAUAAGACAUCAGAAUGUAUGGAUGAACAUUAAAUUAUUUUUUCAA
This is a messenger RNA of Macrobrachium nipponense, 3274 nucleotides long. RefSeq lists its product as uncharacterized. Lineage: Eukaryota; Metazoa; Arthropoda; Malacostraca; Decapoda; Palaemonidae. The record is from RefSeq and is a predicted model, not a curated record.